AUGAAGAGCCGUUCCAGGCUCAAGGCUAACAUCACACGUUGUCUCUCAUGGGCAGAGCAAGCGGAAUCUGCAACACAGACAGAGAUCACCACGCGCAUACAACUUCUCCACGAUGUUUGGAAGGAGUUCAACGAGUUCGGCGAUGCCAUUGCUGUCCACGAGGAAGUGGAAGGUUACGUCGAUCCGGAGAUCGAUAAUGCGAUUUACGAAGAAAAGUACCUAAGGGCGAUCGCAAUUCUCAAGGACAGAAGUGAUGCUCUACAACCGAGUACAUCUACAGGCAUUACGAAUGGCAGCAACGGUCUGCAUUCCAACAACGACGCAAUUGUCAAUUUGCUGCAACAAAACCAACAACUAUUUGAGCGACUGGCUGCAAAUCAGGCUAGCUCGAGCACGCCGAAUUUAGGUUCGGUAUUCGCGGCGAAUUCUAAUCAGAGCGAAUUGCGAAAAAUUCAAAUCAAGCGGUUCUCUGCCAACUACACAGAGUGGCCCUCCUUUCAAGACAUCUAUGAAAACACAAUUCAUAACAAGCUGCAUUUGUCCAACACACAGAAGUUCCACCACUUGAAAACACUUCUUGUUGAUGAGACUGCCAACUUGGUACGGCACUUGGCCAUUACGGAGACUGCUUACAACACUGCUUGGGAACGUCUUAAGGAGAGGUACAAUCGUCCACGGCACAUUGUAAACUCAUUUUUGGAACAGUUUAUGAGCCUACCAACAACUACAAAGGUAGAUGCAUCAAUUCUACGGAAGGCGUCAGACGGAGCAAACGAAAUUAUUCGCGGAUUGGAUGCGGCCAACCAGAUGGGACGCUAUUGCUGGAUCAUCUAUCUGGCCCUGGAGAAACUUGACGCUGACACGCGGCGCAGGUGGAUUGAGCGCAGCAUGGACACGGAUUCCCCAACUCUCGAGGAAUUCUUCAAGUUUCUGGAUUCUCGUUGCGAGGAACUGGAGCUGAGUAAAAGGGAGCUUGCUACUGGUGGCAAAACAACAACACAUGCAGAAAAACCAAAAAGGGUCACACAAUCGAUGGUUGCGGUUGAAAGCAGUGGCUGCACCAAAUGUAAUUCUACAGAACCUACUCUGUACAGCUGUCAGCAGUUCUUGGAUAUGUCCGGGAUGCAGAGGCGAUCCUUCGUGAAGGAGAAAUCACUGUGCUACAACUGCUUGCGACCUGGUCAUGGGGUCAGCAAGUGCAAGUCGACAUACAAAUGUAGGCAAUGCAAGGGAAAUCAUCACUCCCUUCUUCAUGUCCAAGCGAAUCCACAGGCUAUUGGGAAUCUUGCCCAGAUACCAAGGGAGGACGAGCGAAACACAAGCGCGUCCAACAACACAUCUGUGACUCUCAGUCAUUUCGCCCAAGGAGAGGGCACUCAAUCAGUUGUAUGUGCACAGGGCACUGCAAAAUCUGCACAGGAAUCGGAAGUUAAGCGAAGCAUAUUACCAACUGCCAUGGUUUAUGUUCAAAACGCAAAAGGUGACCACGUAACAUGCCGUCUCUUAUUGGACACGGGCUCAGAGCUUUCCUACGUAUCCGAGCGUUGCAUCCAAGCUCUCGGAUUGACACGGUCGGCAUCACGCAUCUUGGUUACGGGAAUCUCUUCGGUGAAAGCAGACACGACCAGGGGAUGCAGCACCUUGCACAUCAAGUCUCGUAUCUCCGGGGAUCAGUUGGUUGUCUACGCCCACGUGUUAGGCAGGAUCACUUCUUCGCUGGAAAGGCAAAACAUCGAUGCAUCGGCGCUCAAGGUUUUCAAGGAUCUGCAGUUGGCGGAUACUAAAUUCAACACAAACUCACCUGUUGAUAUUCUAUUGGGCAGCGAACACGUAUGGUCAGUGUUUACUGGACGAAAGAUGUACGAUAACAAGGGUAAUCUCAUCGCCAUUUCUUGGGUGUUCGGAUGGGUAAUAACUUCAUCGAGUCCAAGCAACGCUAUUGCACUGACUACAACAGUGGACAUAGGCGCCACGCUUCAGAAGUUUGGGAACUAG
Messenger RNA from Drosophila takahashii, 1995 nucleotides. RefSeq lists its product as uncharacterized. Lineage: Eukaryota; Metazoa; Arthropoda; Insecta; Diptera; Drosophilidae. The record is from RefSeq and is a predicted model, not a curated record. Gene Ontology annotation, molecular function: aspartic-type endopeptidase activity. Gene Ontology annotation, biological process: proteolysis.